Messenger RNA from Cyprinus carpio (common carp), 661 nucleotides. Its product is annotated as interleukin-8-like. Gene Ontology annotation, cellular component: extracellular region. The record is from RefSeq and is a predicted model, not a curated record. Gene Ontology annotation, biological process: neutrophil chemotaxis; antimicrobial humoral immune response mediated by antimicrobial peptide; chemokine-mediated signaling pathway. Lineage: Eukaryota; Metazoa; Chordata; Actinopteri; Cypriniformes; Cyprinidae. Gene Ontology annotation, molecular function: chemokine activity; CXCR chemokine receptor binding.
AGUGCAGGCUGCUGUUAGGCUCACAAGCAACUGACUACAGCCUUUUGAUCACUUCACUGGUAUUGCUCUGCACAAAACUGGCUCAGAAAGAUGAAACUCACAGAAUCAGCUUUCAUGCUUUUGAUCUGCACAGCUGCACUGCUGUCCACAACAGAGGGUAGACGCCUACAUCUACGAUGCAAAUGCCCUCAAAUACAUUCAGGGCCAGCAAUUCCUGCUGAAAAAAUACUCUCAUUGAGGGUUUUUCCUGCUGGACCACACUGCAAAAAUGAUGAGAUCAUUGCCAAAAUGAAGAAAGGACAGACGUGUCUUGAUCCUACUAAAGACUGGGUGAUUUCUCUCAACGAAGAAAUCAACAAGAGGAACAUCAAGAGCCAACAAUGAAUGAAUAACAGUGUUCAAAGAGCGACUGAAGAUACUGAUUCAACUAUUACUGCAAUAUAGAAUUUCUAAUUUUUUCAUCUCUGAGUGAUACAUGAAGUAUUGAUUGUAAAAAAAAAAAAUGUUCUCUCACUACCACCUGUUUAUUUAAGGUCUUCAUUAAUUUUAUUUAAUUAUAUUUAUUGUAAUUGUGUUACUGAAUUGUUAUUUUCUAUACUCGUAUAGCUUUGUAUUGUUUUUUAAAUGAAGGCACACUUUAAAUAAAAAGUGUCAUAAUGGA